AUGACGAGUAAUCCUCGUUUAAUCAGUGGUGUGGGGACGCUUGGAGAUUCAAGAACAUAUGAACCUGAAGAUGAUUUCGAAGGAUUUACAACGCCCGAGAAACUAAACGGAACGGAGAAUCUCUUUAUACGCCCUCCAGCAAAAGAAAUAGGCAUAAUGAACUACUCACCUAAGCAUUCAAAAAAGCCAAGUUCAUUGGGAAGUAGAAAUAUGAAGAAUCUUUCCCUUAAUUUGCUAGAUAGUGAUAAUUCUAGAUUUGAUGAGGGCGACUCUAACACAACCGAUUCCUAUUCAAGCAUAAAUCCACUGGCAGACCUUCGCAGAAACUUGACUCUCUCUAUUCCAAGCACAGAUGAAAAAGAGAUGCUGCAGCUUGCCAAUCCAUUGGCUAUGAAAACACCUAACAAUGACCCUUCAGUUACUCACGCUAAAUCCAAAAGUUAUACAGAUGACUUUAAAAAUAUUAAUAGUCAUAAAAAGUCUUUUGAAGAUGUUCCUUUCAAGUUCCCAGCUCAAAAAUCAGACAUCGAUCAAUCUAUGAAUCAAAGUCAUAUAGACUAUCCUAAUUUGAAAAGUCCUUUGUUUACCAAAGAAAUAGAAAGUUCAAUUAUAUCAAAGUUUUCUCAAAUGUCCAUUUACAAUACGGGUCAGUUACCAGAAGAAUUACAAGAGUCUAAUCAAUUAGAUGCUUAUUUAUCAGGGCCAGCUAAUGUUUUGAAUGAUACGCUUUAUUUGUACUCUGACCCUCUCUCGGGCCCAAGUAAGGUUGACAUAAAUCUGUAUGAUUUGGUGAUAAAUGUUGCUAAAGAAUGCGAGGAUUUAUCGCCAAUGUUUGACCACCAAAAUGGAUCAAAAGAAUAUCUAUAUGUUCCAUGGUCUCACACUUCUUCUAUUCUGAAACAAUUGUCAAGAAUAACCCAAAAAAUCCUGCAAUAUGAUGACAGUCAGAAGACAGAGGGAAAGAGAAAAAUUUUGGUACACUGUCAAUGUGGCGUUUCCAGAUCAGCUUGCGUAGUUGUUGCAUAUUUUAUGUUGAAAUUUGAUCUUGGUGUUAAUGAGGCUUAUGAACUCUUAAAAUCAGGGACGAGUAACGUAAAUGAAUCCACGAACCGAAACUUAAGACAGAAAGGCUAUUAUAUCGAGGCCUGUGACAAAAUUUGUCCUAAUAUGAGCUUAAUAUUCGAACUAAUGGAAUUUGGUGAUAGUAUGCGUAAAUCUAAAACACUUACUUCCCAGUAG
Molecule: messenger RNA, 1239 nt
Organism: Priceomyces carsonii
Lineage: Eukaryota; Fungi; Ascomycota; Pichiomycetes; Serinales; Debaryomycetaceae
Gene: CPP1
Product: tyrosine/serine/threonine protein phosphatase
Exons: 1
Coding region: 1-1239 (412 amino acids)
Biological process (GO): negative regulation of MAPK cascade; protein dephosphorylation
Cellular component (GO): cytosol; cytoplasm; nucleus
Molecular function (GO): MAP kinase tyrosine/serine/threonine phosphatase activity; protein tyrosine/threonine phosphatase activity; MAP kinase tyrosine phosphatase activity
Source: RefSeq, a predicted model, not a curated record